AUGGCAGAUUUGGUGGCAUAUCCUAUGAACGGUGGAGAUGGCCUCUACAGCUACAGCAAGAACUCUAAUUUUCAGAGAAAAGCUAUAGAUGCUGGCAAGGAACUGAUCAAAGAAGCAGUUUCUGAAAAGCUUGAUAUGAAAAGCUUCUCUUCUUCAAACACCUUUCGAGUUACAGAUUUAGGCUGCUCUGUUGGGCCUAACACAUUCCAUGCAGUGCAAAACAUAGUGGACGCUGUGGAGCAAAAGUAUCAAAGCCAAGGACACAAUUCUCAGCUCCCUGAGUUCCAAGUUUUUUUCAGUGAUCACACCUCCAAUGAUUUCAAUGCGCUCUUCCAAUCUCUGCCUCCAGACAGGCGUUACUACGCCACGGGUGUUCCGGGGUCUUUUUAUUCCCGUUUAUUUCCCAAGGCCUUUGUUCACUUUGCUUACUCUUCAUAUGCUCUCCAAUUUCUCUCUAAAGUGCCAGAAGAAGUGGUGGACAUGAACUCUCCUGCUUGGAACAAAGGGAGGAUUCAUUACUCGAAGUCUGCAGACCAAGUUGUCAAGGCAUACACAACUCAGUAUGCCAAGGACAUGGAGUGCUUUCUAAACGCUAGAGCCCAAGAGAUUGUGUGUGGAGGAUUGAUGGCCUUUGUUGUCCCAGGCCGCCCCAAUGGAAUCCCUCAUACAGAAGUUUUCGUCAAUAUAGUGUAA
Messenger RNA from Prunus armeniaca (apricot), 693 nucleotides. Lineage: Eukaryota; Viridiplantae; Streptophyta; Magnoliopsida; Rosales; Rosaceae. The record is from the annotation of a GenBank genome assembly.